CCUUGUUACAACACACCGUCUAGUCCAUCCAUUAUUUUUAUGACCCGCGCACUACUUGUUGAGAGCGCGUGCGCGCGCACCACUUGAUGAGAGCGCGUGCGUGCCCUAGAGACGCCUCCCCUGAGCCACACUUACCCAAUCGGUACUGUCAACAACAACAUUCAGGAGCCGGCAGUACAACAAUCUUUCAAGCGGACACCACCUAGAGCAUGGUGAAAAGUACACAGCAGUAGUUGUGCUAAAAGAGUAAUCGGAAGGCUCCUGCACAUGAAGUAGAUCCUUACUUCCUCCACCUAGUUUUACACGCACACCCAAAUAAAGUCUCCCAGUUGUAGUCUCCCUGUAGAUACAUAGAUACAAAGAACAAUGGUGGAUCUCAUUUGUGGGUGCCUCUCACGUGUCUACCGAUGUCUCCUCGGAACCGACGAGUACAGCAGCAAUGCUGUUGGUUAAGGCCUUUAUUCUCUAGAGGAUUAGAAUCCAAUUCUUGGAUGGUACCAGUAAAAACAGAAUCAUCAUGGCUUCCUAGGUAGUAGUGGCACAACUCCUUAUUUUAGAGCAAGCUGUAGGACAAGUGGAAAUGGUCGUGAUCGUGAAAAAUCGGAUGAAGAAUAGUGGUAGAAGUACUAGAUGUGCUUCCUUCUGCAUUUCCAUGACCGAAGAGUUGUUCUUCUAAUCAAAAGAGCCAAUUGGUGCCUCCAUGGAGUAUGAGUUGCCAUCUGUCCCAUCAGGGCAGGACCUCAGGAUGUUGGGGAAGAUAGGGUCCAGAAUAAGCGCUACAGAGACAGGAAUUAGUGGAAGGGGGACUGUGUACCUCUAUCUAUGUAUCAUUCAUGACAUGAUUGACAAGACAUAAACAUGUUGAUCAUGUUCUUUUUGCUAUUCUAGAGGACGUCACGACGAGAGUCAACACGACCGACCUUGUUGCCCUUGGCAUAUUAAAAGAUGCAAAGCUCUCAAGAAGUACAAAAAUAGUACAUGAUACUAUCAGAUAGAAGUACUUUUUGUUCUUGACGGUUUUUAUUUUUCACGUGUGCGUGGAUCUCAUCUUCUUCCACCUCUUCUACCCAAAAAUGACAGAUACGGCAAGCACAGAAUAGAGCAAGACAAGCUGUAUUUCGAGGUAGAGGUUUUGAGCCCUGCGGCGCUUUACAUCGGUUUAACGAAUACAGUGAAACAAGAAACCGCUGCAGUAGUUCUAGCACAAAGUCUGGAUGAAUCUCCAUCGGCUAGUCUAGCCGGUGACGGAGACGGACAAGGAGGUGGAGGCAGCUCGGGGUCGAAUGCUAGUCUCGAUAUACUCGGACCCGCGGGUUCAUCCUCAUUAUGUUCUUGUCAUUUCAGCUCUACUAGCUACAGUCCUCAGAUCGUUCACAGCUCUCAGUGUCGUUCGCAGUAGUUGAAGAAUGACGUUGAUGGCUACGCAUGAUUAUAGUUAGAAGCCCUCAUGCAUUGCCUUUCUUGCCAUUUAUUCGGAUUACGCGAAUUUUCGAUGGCUACUUUUAGACCCGUCCUCUUGCUACAGUCCUCAGAUUCACAGCUCCUACUGUUCCUGUUGCACUUGUACCAUCCCUCUAAACCGAGCACAAGACGCCGAUGCCGAGAUAAUAGAACCGGUCGAGGAUGAUAUAAUAGACCCUCUAGAAUUGCUUGAAGGACACGGUUGCCACCUACCGAACACCGACGUAGGCGAUGUCAUCUCAUGCACUUAUGGCUUGUUUGAGCUAGAUAGUUGUAUGGAAGAUCCUAUAGCAGUAUGACGAGCUACAACUCUGUGAGCUUGAGCUAGUAUAACAGCUACAACAUCAACAGCAUGAAGAACGUCUUCAGGCUAGUUGUCAACGAAAAGACACACCGAAUCGAACACAACGAAUCGACUGAAAGUCUCUUGUUCUUACUCUAAUGCCUCUACGAUCAGGCAAACUAUCCGACUUUUAGCGUGUACGUUAAUAGCGCAUUAGUGGAAAGCGUCACAGGUACUUUUUCUGAUUUAAUUUGGACGAUACGUUCCAUUCCUACAACUUUCGGAACGCUCCAUUCCUACAACCAAUCCUUCUACAUCUUACAUUUCUUCAUUUCAUUCUAACCAGGUAUGAAAGGUCAACUCUUGCCCUUCGUGACGCUUUUAGAGGGUGGCGAAAUUAUCUGGCGAUUCCACAGGCCGAAAGCAAAGGAUACCAAUCCGGACUUCGAUGCCUUUGAGACAUUCAUGUCUGCAAGAAGCGUGAUAUGAUGUAGUUGUUCUUGAAAGAAUACGGAAGAGGAUGAACGGUCAAGAAGCUGUGCUUGUGUGUUGACUUGUGUCACCAGAAACUACCAGAAGAACACCAUAAAAUGUAAGAGCGGUCGCUAGAAGAUAGAUACGGCAGAUUUGUCGUGCCGUUUGCUGUUGUAAAUGAAUACUUUGGAGGUGCUCACGACCGACGACCUGGUCGAAUCGGGAUACAACUACUGUACAACGCCUGCUUCUCUGAUUACUUCUAACGAACUGUGAUGAAUACUUUUACUUCUGGGUAGUCCCUUGUGCUAGAACUACUUCUACAAGAAUUGUUGCAGCGACUGCAAUCAUCAUAUAAAUAUUAUCUGCUGGU
Messenger RNA from Amoebophrya sp. A25, 2591 nucleotides. Lineage: Eukaryota; Dinophyceae; Syndiniales; Amoebophryaceae. The record is from the annotation of a GenBank genome assembly.